Messenger RNA from Theileria annulata, 363 nucleotides. Its product is annotated as mitochondrial large subunit ribosomal protein, putative. Gene Ontology annotation, molecular function: structural constituent of ribosome. The transcript has 3 exons. Gene Ontology annotation, cellular component: mitochondrial large ribosomal subunit; ribosome. Lineage: Eukaryota; Apicomplexa; Aconoidasida; Piroplasmida; Theileriidae. Gene Ontology annotation, biological process: translation. The record is from RefSeq and is a predicted model, not a curated record. Bases 1 to 363 code for a protein of 120 amino acids.
AUGUAUAGAGGAUUAUUUUCAAUUUGGAGGUUAAAAGGGCUUAAUUUAAAUCAAUUGAGAACUGUUGUACAGUCGAGCUUCGCAAAAAACACCAGAUUCAAGAAAAACCACAACCUUCCAUUCAAGGUGACCAGAACAUCAUCUGGUAACUUGGCUGUUUAUUUAAAGAUAAGGGCUCACGGAACAGUUUUAUAUACAGUAGUAAGACACAUUUAUGGCGAUGUUCAGGCCAUGAAGGAACAGUUAAGGAUUCUUUGCGAGUCACCGGUUAGGGAGAGAGUUGGAAGUCUUGAAGUUCAAGGAAUGCAUGUAAAAAAGAUUAAGAAAUGGCUAGUUAGUUGCGGGUUCGCCAUCAUCUCAUAA